Messenger RNA from Penicillium canariense, 1284 nucleotides. Its product is annotated as HSP70/90 family co-chaperone CNS1. Gene Ontology annotation, molecular function: Hsp90 protein binding. The coding region runs from base 1 to 1284 and encodes 427 amino acids. Gene Ontology annotation, biological process: protein folding. The record is from RefSeq and is a predicted model, not a curated record. The transcript is spliced from 3 exons. NCBI's taxonomy places the organism in Eukaryota, Fungi, Ascomycota, Eurotiomycetes, Eurotiales, Aspergillaceae.
AUGUCGCGGAUUGAGGAGCUCCCAGAUGAUUUUGACGAGGCACUCAAUCUUCAUGAGCCACCUUCCCAGGUCGCUCAAGACCUGCCGCAACCUGGUUUCGACGCCUUCGCCGCGUCCAACGAUGCGCCUUUUCCAAUCAACGAAGAGAGGCUGAAGGAGGUCCAAAAUGACCCGAACGCGCCCAAAAUGCCGCCCGUCAUGGCAUCGGUCAAAUCAAAUACCAAAGAAGACUUGAUGAAGAUGAUGAACCAAACCCCGCUGUUCAUGACCGAUAUUGAGAAUGCGGGUGAUGAAAAGGGUGAAAAUGUUCUUUUGGAUGCACUUCACGCUCUUCAGAAUGAGGGAAGCCGAGCCGAGGUCGCCCAGAGUUUCAAGGAACAAGGCAACGAAGCUGUGCAAGAGAAGCGAUGGAUCGAUGCCAAGGAAAUGUAUACCAAGAGUAUUGCCGUUAUCUUCGCCAAGGAGGACAAGUGGGAAAAGCCUGAGGAUCCCAAGGCGGAAGAGAAACUGCUACGUCAGAUGGAGGAACUCUCGCAUAUCAACCGCGCAUUGUGCCACCUUGAGCUUGGCAACUACCGCUCUUGCACCCUCGACUGCGCUGCUGUUCUUAGAGUCAACCCCAAGAAUGUCAAGGCCUUCUACCGUUCGUCAAUGGCUCUGCUGAAGUUGGAUAAGGUAGCUGAGGCUGAGGACGCUGCUUCGCGUGGUCUGGCUAUCGACUCCGAGAACAAAGCCCUUCAGACCGCUGCAUCCAAGAUUGCCGAUCGCAAGGCUCAGGUGGAGCGCGUCGUGGCCAAGCGGAAGGCUGAAGAAGAGCUCGUACGCAAGCAGAACCUGGUUCUAAGCACGGCUCUUCGUGCCCGGCAGAUCCGCACUCGCAGGACUGAUCAGCCUCCAGACAUGGAAGACACCAGGAUCCGCCUGGUUCCCGAUCCCCUCUCGCCAGAGAGCUCGGUAGAAUUCCCGGCUGUCUUCCUUUAUCCCAUGGAGGCCCAGUCCGACUUCAUCAAAGCGUUCUCCGAGCUGCAUUCGAUUGUGGAUCACCUGGACUAUAUCUUCCCGCUGCCGUGGGACACCAAGAAGGAGUACUCGAUCAACAACGUUGAGUGCUUCAUGGAGACUGUCUCGGGUGGUCUAAUCAAAGCUGGCAAGAAGCUGCCCUUGUUGCAGAUUCUCUCUGGCGGCAAGGUUGAGAUUGUCGACGAGCUUGUCAAAAUCUUCGUUGUCCCUCUUUCCAAAACUGGCGCUUUCAUCGCUGAGAUGAAGGCACGGAAGGAGGGCUGA